AGGAGCGGUGACGCGCCAGCAUUGCGCGCUCAGAUGUGGUCUGAGCCUUAUGAUGAGUGUGUGAGUGUAUGUGUGUGUGUGUGUGUGUGUGUAGGGGGUAAAGUUUUGAGCAGAGGGCGGGGGCGCGGUUGUGUAGUCUCGUAGCUGAGACUCAGGGCAGACCUGGUGGUUUCAGGGUGUCAGGAGGCAGCUUUUUUUUUGAGGGGGAGCGCAGUGAUCCAGUGACAGCCAGUUGGCGGACUUAACCCAGGACAAACCUACCUCACCUGCACGGAGGAAACUCUCUCUCCCACUCUUUCCCCCACUUCCCUCUUAUUUUUGGGGAAUAGUGCGCAGCUGGCUGUUUCUUUUUGGGGAUGGAGCGUGUAUGGGACUGUGUUUCCUCCGCUGGGAUGUUUAUUCUCGGAGUGCUGUCGGUGCUGUGUCCGGCGCUAAGUGGAGUUUGGAGUUUUAACCUUUACGCAGAGCAUCCUACGGUUUACAAGGGACCCGACGGAAGUUAUUUCGGCUAUUCUUUGGACUUCUAUCAAGCUACCUCCGACAGCAACACGUUCAGUGUGUUGGUGGGGGCUCCCAAGGCGAACACUUCCCAGCCCGGCAUUGUGGAGGCUGGGGCUGUCUACUACUGCCCCUGGCCUGGACUCCCCGACAGCUGCAGACAGAUACCUUUUGAUAAUUCCAAUAACAGAAUGAUAAAGGUAAACGGCACCAGAGAGCCUCUGGAGUUUAAGUCUCACCAGUGGUUUGGAGCAUCUGUCAGAACACACAAAGGAAAAGUGGUGGCAUGUGCUCCUCUGUACCACUGGCGGACGGUGAAACUGAGUGGGGAGAAAGAUCCCGUGGGGACCUGCUAUGUUGCCGUCCAGAACUUCAGCGCCUACGCAGAGUACUCACCCUGCAGGACCAAUGAUCCAGAUCCAGAGGGACAGGGGUUCUGCCAGGCUGGCUUCAGUGUGGAUUUCACCAAGGAAGGAAUGCUGGUGGUAGGAGGACCUGGAAGCUUUUACUGGCAAGGUCAGGUAAUGACAGCGGGGAUAGCUGAGAUACUGAACGGCUACUCUUUGAAGGCAGUGCUGAGGCAGGUUCCAGGAGAGAAAUACACUCGAGCUGCUGAGGACUCCCACGACGACAGCUACCUUGGUUACUCUGUGGCAGUGGGAGAGUUUACUGGAGACUCUGAACAAGAGCUGAUAGCUGGAGUCCCAAGAGGAGCGCAGAACUUUGGAUAUGUGGCGAUGAUCAACUCCACCAAUCUGACCUUCAUCCAGAACUUCACAGGGGAACAGAUGGCCUCCUAUUUUGGCUACUCAGUUGCUGUCACUGACCUGAAUGGAGAUGGGUAAGAAGUAAUUUCCAUGUCACUCCAGACACAUACUCUCCACUGUCUUUUGUAGUAUUAAAACUACAGCUUAUGUUUAGCGCCCCUGGGAGACGUCAACCAGGAUGGAUACAAUGACGUGGCAGUGGGCUGUCCAUUCGGGGGCGAGGAACGUGGAGGCAGGGUAUUGAUCUUUAAUGGUAACAGAGACGUAUCCACGCAAGGCCUGACGCUGAGCCAAGAGCUGAAAGCAGCCGGGACCCCCAGUGGCAGCUUGCCUGGAUAUGGAUUCACUCUUAGAGGAGGCCAAGACCUGGACAACAAUCAGUAUCCUGAUCUGAUCGUGGGGGCGUUUGGUGCAGGCGAGGUGUCGGUCUACAGGUCUCGAGCUGUGGUGUCUGUGGAAGCUGCAAUGAUCUUGACUCCCAGAAUCCUGAACCCUGAUGACCGACAGUGUCACCUGCCUGAAACAGAUAUCAUGGUUACCUGCCUGAAGGUGGAUGUAUGUGCAGCAGUGAGCGGAGUGGGGAUCCCCAACUCUGUGGACCUGAGAGCAGAGCUGCAGCUGGACUGGUUGAAAGGCACCAGAGGUGGAGUUAAGCGAGUUCUGUUCCUGGACACUCAGCAGCCUCAGCGUACAGGCCUCCUAAAGCUGGGACACAACCGCCCACGUUCAUGUCUGCGCUACACCAUUUACUUGAGAGAGGAGGAGGAUUUCAGGGACAAAUUAACCCCAAUCUCACUGGCUCUAAACUACAGCUUAGCUCCACCCACUCAUGGCCAAAACCUCCCACCUGUCCUCAACCAUUACAGUAGCACCUUCCUUCAAGAGCAUGCCUACAUUCUCCUCGACUGCGGUGACGACAACAUUUGCAUCCCCGACCUCCAGCUCUCUGCCAGCAUGGACCGCUCCGAGCUGGUGAUUGGAGACGACAAUCUGGUCAUGUUGACCAUCACUGCGGUGAACCGAGGAGAAGGAGCCUAUGAGACGGAGCUCCACACACUGAUACCAUUAGAGGCUGACUAUAUUGGAGUAGAGCGCAGAGUGGAGUCCCUGUCUCAGCUAAACUGCGAGUACAAGAUGGUCAAUGAGUCCAGAAUGGUGGUGUGUGACCUCGGGAACCCGAUGGUAGCAGGGACAGAGCUGUCUGUUGGUUUGAGGUUUUCUGUCCAAAGGCUUGAAGAUGCUGGACCAAAGAUCAGCUUUGAGCUACAGAUCCACAGCUCAAACAGAGAUAACUCCGACAGCAACCCAGUCAGUUUGAAUCUGUCCAUUGUCGCCAAAGCUCAACUCAGUUUACGGGGGGUGUCUCAUCCAUCUCAGGUGGUGCUGCCAUUCCCACGCUGGGAACCCAAAGAGAAGCCUGUCAAAGAGGAUGAUGUGGGACCGCAAGUAACACACAUCUAUGAGCUCCAUAACUCCGGUCCCAGCAGUAUUCGAGAGGCUGAGCUCCAGAUCGGCUGGCCUUCUCGUUUCCGUGACGAGAACCUGCUGUAUGCUAUGGAGAUUCAAACUGACGGCCCAAUUAGCUGCCGGACAAACACCAGCCUCAACCCGCUCGGCCUUCAGAUUUCCUCUCUGCAGGACACACCUGAGUUAUUGGGGUUCUUGAGGAACACCAGUGCUCCUCCUCACCGCCACAAACGAGCCGUCACUGCUGCUCAGAGUUACAGCGGCAAAACCUUGAACUGCACCAACAUCUCCUGCCUGAGGAUCAUGUGUAUCGUGGGCCGGUUGGAUCGUGGGCACAGCGCCGUGGUCAAGAUCCGCUCGAGACUCUGGGCGCACACUUUCCUGCAGCGGCGCAACGACCCCUACAUCCUCAACUCUACUGUGUCCUUCAUGGUCAUAGCCAUGCCGUACCGCAUUCAACCCUCCACCCUGCCUCAACACACCACCUCGAUGGGGACCCUGGUGUUAUGGGGGACUCCUGAUGUGUCGUUUGCUGUUCCACUCUGGGUCAUCAUCCUGGCCAUACUGCUGGGGCUGCUGGUGCUGGCCAUGCUAACGUUAGCCAUGUGGAAGUGUGGUUUCUUCGACCGGGCGCGGCCACCAGCUGACGAUGACAUCUCUGACCAGGAGCAGCUGACGUCUGAUCAAACAGGCGACGCCUAAGACGAUACAUGACAGCUCCCGAUUGGAGGACCACUGUUUGGGAGGGAUAUGCACCUUCUGAGUAACUUAAAUCAGAUCUGA
Molecule: messenger RNA, 3515 nt
Organism: Epinephelus fuscoguttatus (brown-marbled grouper)
Lineage: Eukaryota; Metazoa; Chordata; Actinopteri; Perciformes; Serranidae
Gene: itga8
Product: integrin, alpha 8
Exons: 29
Biological process (GO): cell-matrix adhesion; cell adhesion mediated by integrin; integrin-mediated signaling pathway
Cellular component (GO): external side of plasma membrane; integrin complex
Molecular function (GO): integrin binding
Source: RefSeq, a predicted model, not a curated record